Molecule: messenger RNA, 2985 nt
Organism: Carlito syrichta (Philippine tarsier)
Lineage: Eukaryota; Metazoa; Chordata; Mammalia; Primates; Tarsiidae
Gene: ABRAXAS2
Product: abraxas 2, BRISC complex subunit
Exons: 9
Coding region: 9-1283 (424 amino acids)
Biological process (GO): attachment of spindle microtubules to kinetochore; protein K63-linked deubiquitination; mitotic spindle assembly
Cellular component (GO): nucleus
Molecular function (GO): polyubiquitin modification-dependent protein binding; microtubule binding
Source: RefSeq, a predicted model, not a curated record
CGCGGGGCAUGAUGGGGGAGUGGGCGAUUUCCAUCAUGGCGGCUUCCAUUUCGGGCUACACCUUCAGCGCUGUGUGUUUCCACAGCGCCAACAGCAACGCGGACCACGAAGGAUUUUUGCUGGGAGAAGUAAGACAAGAGGAAACCUUUAGCAUCAGUGACUCACAAAUCAGCAAUACAGAAUUUCUGCAAGUAAUUGAAAUCCAUAACCAUCAGCCUUGUUCGAAACUUUUUAGUUUUUAUGACUAUGCAAGCAAAGUUAAUGAAGAGAGUUUGGACCGGAUUCUUAAAGAUCGGAGAAAGAAAGUGAUUGGGUGGUACAGAUUCCGGCGCAAUACACAGCAGCAAAUGUCAUACAGAGAGCAGGUUCUCCAUAAGCAGCUCACCCGCAUCCUUGGUGUGCCCGAUCUCGUCUUCCUCCUCUUCAGCUUCAUCUCUACUGCCAACAAUUCCACUCAUGCUUUAGAAUACGUUCUCUUUAGACCAAAUCGAAGGUAUAAUCAAAGGAUAUCACUUGCUAUUCCCAAUCUAGGCAAUACUAGCCAGCAAGAGUACAAAGUGUCUUCAGUGCCAAAUACUUCUCAGAGUUAUGCCAAAGUUAUUAAAGAACAUGGUACCGACUUUUUUGACAAGGAUGGCGUGAUGAAAGACAUCAGGGCGAUUUACCAGGUUUACAACGCGCUGCAGGAGAAAGUGCAGGCAGUGUGUGCAGAUGUUGAAAAGAGUGAGCGAGUUGUUGAAUCUUGUCAGGCAGAAGUGAACAAAUUAAGAAGACAAAUCACUCAGAGGAAAAAUGAAAAGGAACAAGAAAGAAGAUUGCAACAGGUGAUGUUAAGCAGACAGAUGCCACCUGAAAGUUUGGAGCCGGUGUUCAGUCCUCGGAUGCCCUAUUCUGGGUUUGCAGCCGAAGGCAGAAGUACCCUUGGAGACACAGAGGCCUCGGAUCCUCCUCCCCCUUACUCUGAUUUUCACCCAAACAAUCCAGAAAGUACUUUGAGCCAUUCUCGCAUGGAAAGGAGUGUUUUCAUGCCUCGACCUCAAGCCGUGGGCUCUUCCAAUUAUGCCUCCACUAGUGCCGGACUGAAAUAUGCGGGCAGCGGAGCAGAUCUGCCUCCUUCCCAAAGAGCAGCUGGAAACAGUGGUGAAGAAUCGGACGACAGCGAUUAUGAAAAUCUCGUUGACCCUGCAGAGCCUUCUAAUAGUGCAUACUCACAUUCAAAGGAUUCUCGACCCGUGACACAUUCCGAGGAGGACCCCAGGAACACUCAGACCGCCCAGAUUUAAACAAACAGAAGAAACUGUCCACUUAGCACUGUUCUUCUUCAUUGCUGGUUGAGAGGGUUUUUGGAGGACUGAAUCUGGGGGGCAGCUGCUUUCUCAGAUCCUUGACUCCCAACAGAGGAUCCUUGUGCACAGACUUGUGGAAGCCUCCAUCUGCUGGUUCUGCCUUCGGAUGCCGGGUGCAGGUUUCAUGACAGAAUCAUUAAGAUAAUCAAAUUGUCCUAAUUCUGGUGCGAUUCACGGAUGUGCUGGUAAAUUUAGGCAGAGUGAAACUUAUCAGCGUAGUUUCUGUUCUUUAAAAUAAAUUGGAAAUUAGAGACUAAGCACAAUUAGUCUAUACAUGUUCUAUAAAUCAAAAACUUACCUCUUGCACUAUCAUGCCUUGAAAUUUACUCUUUCAAAGGGAAACAAGUUUAGCAGCAGCCUUCAAAGAACUUCUUUCUAUGAUGAGCCAAAUUCAUCUUUGCCAGAAAAGAAAUUUUGAUAAUUCCAAGAAGCCUGAUUGGAACAAAUCAGAUACACCUUCUCUUGUCUGCAUGACUUUGUGAGAUCGAAAGAGAGGGCUUUGUUUCAACUUUUUUCUACUAGCCUGAUAUGUAUUGUCACUUAAAAUGGUUGCCUUUUAAAAAAAUAUAGGAAUACUAAUUACCAGUGAAUAAUCAUCCAAAUAAGUAUGUCAUAAAAUAAAUUAAUUAUUUUUCUCUUGGUGGAUUACAGUGACUACUGUCUUGCACUAGCACAUUUAUGGUCUCUUUUCUGGAGUCUGUGUCUGUUAUCCAACAAUGGAUAACAGAAGGAGUUAAGUACCAGACCUGAGUUUUAUACUGAACAGAUUCCAGACACAAUGGAUUUAGCUGAGUUCAUACGUAAGGGAUGUAACUCAUUUAGAUCUCCUGACAAAUCCUAGUGUUAGUUUUAUUUGUGGAGGAAAGACACUUAAUAAACUGUUUGGGAAUCUUGGUGAAUAAAGAUUUGUUUUAAAUCUGAAUAACCAUACUUAUUUUUUCUUUUAAGUUGCCAUUUGGGGAAUAAUUGCCGAAUGGGUAGACACUCUCUUGGGAUGCACUGAUAUUUUUAUUUAAUGACCGCUUGUUUUCUAGUUUUGCGCAGAACGUGUGAAGCCGCUAAGACAUUCAUGAGCAUGUUGGGCUCCUGGCUUAGAAAUGGCAAGACCUUCCGUGAGGUCGGCCCACGAAGUUAAUCCUCGGAGUUUAACUGCCUUUCCUUUGGACUAGUUAAAACGUGUAAGAAUAAGGAAGUUUUUAGAGAGGGCCUGAAAAAGUAAUUGCAUUUUAUAGGAUAGACAGUUAUUCACUGAGCUCCAGUUUCAAUACUAAAUUAGACAGUAUAAUAUAGAUUGAAAAAUGAAAUGCUCAAACUGCCAUCUUCGGGUAUCCACUCUGUGGGGGUCCAUAUUUUAACUACUCUCUUGGUUUUGUUGGCCUUAUACCACUGCCAUUUGAUUGUAAAUGUUGCAGACCACUUUAACUGCAAAUGGCUUCAGUUUUUAUCAACUCCCUACUGAACAGCUUCAGCAGUGAAUUUACUUUUCAGCGAAUUUUUUUUUUAAAGUGCCAUCGCCAUCUCCUCUGUUCAGAUUUUGACAUUCAGGAAAAUAUUUUUAUUUUUAUGCCAUACUGAAAUCUACAGUGUACAUCUGACAAAGCAGUUAAAUGUGACAAUAAAAACUUAUUUAAUCGUGGUA